Rhizophagus irregularis DAOM 181602=DAOM 197198 is the source of this 1665-nucleotide messenger RNA. The record is from RefSeq and is a predicted model, not a curated record. Lineage: Eukaryota; Fungi; Glomeromycota; Glomeromycetes; Glomerales; Glomeraceae.
UGAAAUAAAGAAUGAGAAUGAUGCUAUUGUAACAGAUCAAGUCAUCGGACUUCUUAAAAUUAAAAUCAAAGGUGCCCGAAAUCUUCCAAAGUCAAGUUCAUGGUUUACUUCUUCAAAACCAGAUCCUUAUAUUAAAAUUCUUGAUGCUUCUGGUCAAGAAAUUGUUCGAACUCGUACUAUUUCUGAAACGAUUGAGCCAAAAUGGGAAGAAGUUCAUUAUGUUUCAAUUCAUGGUACUGGAGAAAGCAUUACCUUCGAGAUUAUGGAUGAAAAUUUAUUUGUAGCUGAUAAACCUCUUGGUACUUAUAUUUUUGAAACCGCCAAAAUUGUUAAAAAAUCUGAAGAUGGUUUCUACACUACUAGUGAAACUGUAAGAGAAUGGUUCCCUCUUAUUAUUAAUAAAAAACCUAGUGGUGAAUUAGAUAUGGAAGUCCAAUUCGUUUCUACUCAAUAUAGCUGGAAAGAGAGUUUCAUUUUCAGCAAAGAUACUCUUACUAUUGAACAUAUUUAUAUUAUUCUAAGUUGGAGAAAUUCUAGAGGUUACUUCGAAUUUUCUGAUGAUGUAUCUCAUUUCUUUAACUUUAAAUCUCAGGAAGAAUUAAAGAGUGACUUCUUGAAACUCACCACUGAAUCCACUGAAUUGCAAAGUUUAAGUGAAUCUGCUCUUAGUACUGCAUUAGUAAUCACAUAUUUAAAAAUUUUAUGUUGGAAAUAUCGUGUAGAAUGGAAUAAAGUUUCAGCAAACAGUGAAGAAUGGCUAAGUUCAGAAGUCAAUAAUAUUGAACUUGAAGACAAAUUAUAUGAAAUUUGUGAAAAAUUCAUUAUUGAGAAAUUCAAUGUUAAAGAUUUUGAGGAAGAACAAAAAAUUGUUUUGAUUUCAACUCAUAAACGUUUCAUCCUUACACGUAAAAUGGUUACUAUUCGUAUCGUUCGUCGUAUUCUUGCCUAUCAAACUCAAGAUGGUAACAUUCCUCUUAAUAACAAGACUGCUGAACUACUUGGAUUCGAAAAUGCUGAAGAUCUUAAAAAAGAACUUCAAACUUACUUUAAGAGUGAAAACGUUAAGAAAGUUGAACAUUUAUGGGCUAGUGCUUGUAUAAUUUGGUACCUACGUUAUGUAGCAUUAGAUUAUCGUAAUGAUUGGCUUGAAUCCUUUGAAAAAACUUCCGAAUAUUUAAGAGUUCAAUGCAAUGAUUCGAAAUUAGAACAAGAAGUUUUAGAUUGUGCUAAAGAAUUUAUACACAAACGAUAUCAAGUUGAUAAUGAAUCUGUUGAAGAAGAUAAUAAAUUUGCUGUGACUUUGAGUAGAAAGAAGGAAAUGAUUGCAAAGGAAAAAGAAGAAGAAGCGAUAAAUGAAGCCAAGGUUAAAAGAAAACCAUCACUUCUUGUAAAACCAGUCGUUACUGUUGAAACAGUCAAGAAAUACAUUAAGUAUCAAAAUAAAGAAGGGAAAUUUACCUUUAACGAUGAUAUUGCCAAACAGUUGACAUUUGAGAAUAGCGAAUCCCUCAAAACUUCUAUUAAUAAACACUUUGGUUCUAAGCUUACUUCAAAACUUGAUUUGGAUAUUUUAACUACAGCUAUAUCAAUUUAUUAUCUUCGCUUAGAAGGCUCUGAACAUCGUUCUGAAUGGUCAACUACUUAUGAAACCUCAUGCAAAUGGUU